Komagataella phaffii GS115 is the source of this 915-nucleotide messenger RNA. RefSeq names its product ADP/ATP carrier protein. Gene Ontology annotation, molecular function: ATP:ADP antiporter activity. Gene Ontology annotation, cellular component: mitochondrial inner membrane. The transcript has a single exon. The coding region runs from base 1 to 915 and encodes 304 amino acids. Gene Ontology annotation, biological process: mitochondrial ATP transmembrane transport; mitochondrial ADP transmembrane transport. Lineage: Eukaryota; Fungi; Ascomycota; Pichiomycetes; Pichiales; Pichiaceae. The record is from RefSeq and is a predicted model, not a curated record.
AUGGCUGACAACAACAAGUCUAACUUCUUCGUCGACUUCAUGAUGGGUGGUGUUUCCGCCGCCGUCUCCAAGACCGCUGCUGCUCCAAUUGAGAGAGUCAAGCUUCUUAUCCAGAACCAAGAUGAGAUGCUUAAGCAGGGCCGUCUUGCUAAGAAGUACGAUGGUAUCGCUGAAUGUUUCAAGAGAACCGCUGCUGAUGAGGGUAUUGCUUCUUUCUGGAGAGGUAACACUGCUAACGUUAUUCGUUAUUUCCCAACUCAAGCUCUGAACUUUGCUUUCAAGGACAAAUUCAAGGCUAUGUUCGGUUUCAAGAAGGAUGAGGGAUGGUGGAAGUGGUUGGCCGGUAACCUUGCUUCCGGUGGUUUGGCUGGUGCCACUUCUUUGUUCUUCGUUUACUCUUUGGAUUACGCCAGAACCAGAUUGGCUAACGAUGCCAAGGCUUCCAAGGGUUCCGGUGAGCGUCAAUUCAACGGUUUGAUCGAUGUCUACAAGAAGACUUUGGCUACUGAUGGUAUUGCUGGUUUGUACAGAGGUUUCUUGCCUUCCGUUGUUGGUAUUGUUGUUUACCGUGGUUUGUACUUCGGUUUGUACGACUCUUUGAAGCCAAUCGUUUUGGUUGGUCCUCUUGAAGGUUCUUUCUUGGCUUCCUUCCUGUUGGGUUGGACCGUUACUACUGGUGCUUCUACUGCUUCUUACCCAUUGGACACUGUUAGAAGAAGAAUGAUGAUGACCUCUGGUCAAGCCGUUAAGUACAACGGUGCUUUCGACGCUUUCAGAAAGAUCGUUGCUGCUGAGGGUAUCAAAUCUUUGUUCAAGGGUUGUGGUGCUAACAUCCUGAGAGGUGUCGCUGGUGCCGGUGUUAUCUCCAUGUACGACCAAUUGCAAAUGAUUAUGUUCGGAAAGAAGUUCAAAUAA